Molecule: messenger RNA, 342 nt
Organism: Hydatigera taeniaeformis
Lineage: Eukaryota; Metazoa; Platyhelminthes; Cestoda; Cyclophyllidea; Taeniidae
Source: the annotation of a GenBank genome assembly
AUGAGCGAUCACAGUGUUAGACUAGAGGAGACGGAGAGCGAGAGCCCUGAAGAAAAGCCACAGCGCAAUCGGUGCGUUCAAUGCCUCAUCAACAAUAGAUUCAUGAUAACUAUCAUUGCUGGUGUGCUAGUCGGUUUUGCAAUCGGCUUUGGUCUCCGACAACUGCCCACCAUCAGUGAAACCCUAAAGGUUUGGAUUUUUAUUGCAAAGCUAGAUCCCAAGGAGAACGGAAAAAUUAGCACCGUGGCAUUCAUCUACAUCGUCCUUUUUAACGUCCUUGGCGCCAGCAUUGGCACUGCAGCAGCAGCAGCGAUAGGACCAGGUAAACAACAUAAUCUUUAA